AUGUCUAAUAAUAAUGAAGUACCGACUGAGGCGUUUAAGUUUUUUCUUAGACUUGCAGAAAAAGAGGAUUUAUUAACGCACAAUAUUCAUUGGCCCAGUGCUACAUAUUCGGGAAGGGAACUCACAGGGAUGAACACAAAGCGUUUCUAUGAAGCCCAACAUCGAAUGGGCCUCCUAUGCUAUUUUGACAAAGACGAAGAGAGUGCGUUCGAAUGGUACAUGCUUGCUGCAAAGCAAGGAAACGGUGCUGCACAAUUUUCGUUGGGAAAUUGCUAUCGGUAUGGUAUCGGAACAGAUAAAAAUGAAAAGAAGUCAUUCAAAUGGUACUUAAAAUCCGCCGAAGGAGGAUAUAAGUUGGCGUUUUUACCUACGGGAGAUUGUUAUUUGCAUGGUAAAGGUGUAAAGCAAAGCACUGACAAAGCGUGGGCGUGGUAUCAAAAAGCUAUCUAA
Molecule: messenger RNA, 450 nt
Organism: Funneliformis mosseae
Lineage: Eukaryota; Fungi; Glomeromycota; Glomeromycetes; Glomerales; Glomeraceae
Source: the annotation of a GenBank genome assembly